Aspergillus puulaauensis is the source of this 1245-nucleotide messenger RNA. Its product is annotated as putative MFS transporter. Gene Ontology annotation, molecular function: transmembrane transporter activity. NCBI's taxonomy places the organism in Eukaryota, Fungi, Ascomycota, Eurotiomycetes, Eurotiales, Aspergillaceae. The record is from RefSeq and is a predicted model, not a curated record. Gene Ontology annotation, cellular component: membrane. The transcript has 6 exons. Gene Ontology annotation, biological process: transmembrane transport. Bases 1 to 1245 code for a protein of 414 amino acids.
AUGGAAGCACUCCAAACCGAUCCCGUCGAGCCACCCGCCCCUCCCCGACUGGCUCUGAAGCUGAUCAGCUCGGGCUUCGCAUUCUUCGUGGCGGGGCUCAACGACGGCAGUCUGGGGGCUCUGAUCCCUUACAUCCGGCAGCAAUAUGACAUCGACACCAACAUGGUCUCCGUUCUCUAUGGAACCACUUUUGGCGGCUGGUUGUUCGCCGCCCUUACGAACAGCUAUCUCAGCCAGUACAUCGACUUGGGUGUUUUCCUCGUCAUUGGAGCGGUCUUGCAGAUAGUCGCUCAUGCCCUACGUGCCUGGAUCCCCCCGUUUCCUUUGUUUGCAGUCGCCUUCUUCAUUGCGACCUUAGGACAGGCCUACCAGGAACCUCACGCAAAUAACUUCGUGACAACCCUGAAAGGUGCCCAUCGCUGGCUCGGCUUCAUCCACGCUAUGUACAUGGGGGGCUGCCUAGCUGGCCCCUUUGUUGCAACUGCUGUCGCCACCGCUGGGAAUAAAUCACAAUGGGGUCUCUUCUAUUCUGCCCCGUUAGGAGUCGGUAUGGUGAAUCUCCUCCUAGUAUGUCUGGCAUUCCGCGAACGAAUCACCUUCAAGCGCCCAGAUCCUGCCACUGAAGUUUCUGCACCUGGAACCUCACGGCAGAGAGACGCUAGAGUUGAAAUGCAGAAGACUUUAGCCAGCCCCAGUGUAUGGCUUCUGAGUUUGUAUUUCUUCUUCUUUCUCGGAGUUGCAAUCACCGCCGGCGGAUGGGUUGUGGAAUACCUCGUCGAAGAGCGUGGUGGAGCUCUAGAUAAAAUGGGUUAUGUCCCUGCUGGCUACUACGGCGGUGCGUUCCUCGGCCGUCUGGUUCUUGCCGAGCCCACGUAUCGUUUCGGGGAGAGACGCAUGAUUGGAAUAUAUGUUGUGCUGUGCCUGGCACUUGAAUUGGUCUUCUGGCUGGUGCCCAAUAUCAUCACCGAAGCGGUCGCGAUCAGUCUUUUGGGAUUUUUCUCGGGGCCUUUCUUUGCUACGGGCAUUUCCGUAGCGUCGAAACUUUUUGCUGCUGAGAUCCGAUCAUCUGCGCUUGCAUUCAUAUUUCUUCUAGGACAGAUCGGAGGAGCGGUGUUCCCUGCCAUUACUGGUGUCAUAGCUGCACAGUCGGGAGUCAAAGUCCUCCAGCCUAUCCUCGUGGGCCUACUAGGAGCUACGGGUGUUUCCUGGCUGAUCAUUCCAAAGCCACGUCUGCAUCAUGAUUAA